GUUCCGAAAUGGCUGAUCAAAUUCCAUUCGGUGUUGUGGAGCACAUUUUGACCAAGUUGGGGUCCAAGGCGUUUCAAGAAAUUGGAUCCAUGUAUGGUGUUCCAAAGGAGAUGACCAAGCUCAUUGGGAAACUGGGCACCAUCAAGGCUGUGCUUUUGGAUGCUGAGGAGAAGCAGCAGCAGCAGAGCAAUCGUGCAGUCAAAGAUUGGGUCCGGAGGUUCAGAGGUGUUGUUUAUGACGCAGAUGACUUGCUGGAUGACUAUGCAACCCAUUAUCUUCAGCGAGGAGGAUUGGCAAGGCAGCUGGGAAGCUAUUUUACUUGGUAUUGUACAUUCUAAGAGUUUGAGGAAAUACUGAGAGCUUGGAAAUCGUGGCUGCCCUGAAUCGACGUCACUGUCAGAAUAUAUGUUCCCUCAAAAACCUGCAGACACUAAAUAAUCUGCAUCUGUUCACAGAAAGAUGCUGAAAGGAAAGGUGAAGACUAACCCAAGAUUGCUCAUAUGCCACAAAUUGAUAUCAUACAUCCAUGAAGAUUGAACUGAUACACAAUGCCUUUCAGAUGAUAUGAUCCAAACUCAAAUUGAACACUGCUCUUGUUUUCCAACAUUACUGUACUAGAAAGGCAACUUGAACUCACUUAUAGACCUACUUAUUGGUGACUGCAUUGAAUUGACAUCACCUUAGAAGAGAUGUGUUCCACAUGGAAAAUCUUUUAUUAUAUGCACCUACUUGCAAGAUACCAAAAGGAAAUAGGUGAAUACUUGCCCAAGAAUACAAAGGGCCACACUUGGUGAAGGUUUCAUCAGUAAGGAGAACCAUUUCAA
Vitis riparia (riverbank grape) is the source of this 824-nucleotide messenger RNA. RefSeq names its product putative disease resistance protein RGA3. The transcript is spliced from 4 exons. The record is from RefSeq and is a predicted model, not a curated record. Lineage: Eukaryota; Viridiplantae; Streptophyta; Magnoliopsida; Vitales; Vitaceae. The coding region runs from base 9 to 338 and encodes 109 amino acids.